Molecule: messenger RNA, 768 nt
Organism: Cladophialophora bantiana CBS 173.52
Lineage: Eukaryota; Fungi; Ascomycota; Eurotiomycetes; Chaetothyriales; Herpotrichiellaceae
Exons: 1
Coding region: 1-768 (255 amino acids)
Source: RefSeq, a predicted model, not a curated record
AUGGUGAUCAGUGGCAGACGACUUGAAGGGAAAGUGGCUGUGGUCACGGGCGGUGGAGGUGGAAUUGGAUCUGCUGUUGGUCAGACUUUCAGCGAAAAGAGAGCAAAGGUUGCGCUCGUCGACCGGGACCCGGAGUUGCUUCAGGAGGCGAUUGAUGAAAUCAAGGGUCAUAACCCGCAGACUCAAGUAGCCUCGUUCGUUGUGAAUCCCGGGGAAGAGAGCGAGGCGGCAAGAGUCGUCAAGGAAACUGGCAAGACUUUUGAAGGGAUAGAUGUCCUCGUGAACAAUGUCGGAAUCCGCUCUUAUAUACCUAUUGACGGCACCCCUUGGGACAAAUGGCACGAUAUUAUCAAUGUCAACAUGCGCUUCGUCUCCAUGACCAGGGCCUGCUGGCCUACUCUGCGCAAGAGUGGUCGUGGCAGUAUCGUCAAUAUCUCGUCAAUGAACGGGGUCUACGGCGGCAGGGGCAUGGGAGCGUACGAUAGCAUGAAGUCGGCGGUCCUGACAUUCAGUCGCACUCUGGCUCAUGAGGAACACGAGCACAACGUUCGUGUCAACAGCUUCUGUCCAGGAUUCACCCGCACCAAGUUUCAACUCAAGCGGCUCGGGCAGGAUACUGUGGAUGACUAUGUGCCCUCGUGUAACAUACGCCGUUGGGCUGAUCCGGUUGAGUUGGUGUAUCCGAUACUGUGGCUAGCCUCGGAAGAAGCCUCGUACGUAACCGUUGGUACCUUUAUGAUUGAUGGAGGAUACGGUCACGUUGAAUAG